This is a messenger RNA of Homalodisca vitripennis (glassy-winged sharpshooter), 1246 nucleotides long. RefSeq lists its product as uncharacterized. The record is from RefSeq and is a predicted model, not a curated record. NCBI's taxonomy places the organism in Eukaryota, Metazoa, Arthropoda, Insecta, Hemiptera, Cicadellidae. The coding region runs from base 454 to 1230 and encodes 258 amino acids. The transcript is spliced from 7 exons.
AACAGAUUAGAUUUUACAAACAUAUUUGUUUAUCCCACUAAUAAAUAUAUCUUAAACAAAAUAAUUUACAUAAAUAGUAUGGCUGAAGGUUAAUUAAACCAGUGAACAAUGAGGCUGCAUAGGAUUAUACCUAAGCCUGUUUUUUAAUAAACGAAUAGAUAAAAAAAAAAAAAAAAAAAAAAAAAAUACCUUCCCAUUCCAACAUUUACAUAGGUUGAAGGUUAUGUUUAGUACUAGCCUACUGCUUAGUGUACUGCUAAAUUCACAGGCACACACUAGACACUAACAGAGAUGUAACUGCUCAUUGACAUUUGACUGACAGUAGAAACUGGUGUUCGUUGCUGAACUGCAGUUUAAUUAUACUAUGUUUGGAAAUAAUUUAUCAGAUCCUUGUUAUGUUAUGUAAAUUGUAAAAAAUUGGCACUUUUGGAUAAAUAUCAUCUUCAGGUCAAGAUGAAGAUCUUUAAUAGUAUUUGGUCAAAGUGUGUCAACUACUGGAUUUACUUAAAGUUAUGUUUUUUUCACCUUAUUUUGCAAUUUACAUCUGGAUCAAAGCUAUGCCGCAGAUGUUAUGGAAUCAAUGAUCUGGUCAAAGUGUGUCAACUACUGGAUUUACUUAAAGUUAUGUUUUUUCACCUUAUUUUGCAAUUUACAUCUGGAUCAAAGCUAUGCCGCAGAUGUUAUGGAAUCAAUGAUCUGGUCAAAGUGUGUCAACUACUGGAUUUACUUAAAGUUAUGUUUUUUCACCUUAUUUUGCAAUUUACAUCUGGAUCAAAGCUAUGCCGCAGAUGUUAUGGAAUCAAUGAUCUGGUCAAAGUGUGUCAACUACUGGAUUUACUUAAAGUUAUGUUUUUUCACCUUAUUUUGCAAUUUACAUCUGGAUCAAAGCUAUGCCGCAGAUGUUAUGGAAUCAAUGAUCUGGUCAAAGUGUGUCAACCACUGGAUUUACUUAAAGCUAUGUUUUUUCUCCUUAUUUUGCAAUGCACAUCUGGAUCAAAGCUAUGCCGCAGAUGUUAUGGAAUCAAUGAUCUGGUCAAAGUGUGUCAACUACUGGAUUUACUUAAAGUUAUGUUUUUUCACUUUAUUUUGCAAUGCACAUCUGGAUCAAAGCUAUGCCGCAGAUGUUAUGGAAUCAAUGAUCUGGUGAUGAAUGAAUUCUCAAUUUCAAUAAUGAAAAAUGUAGUUUUGAUAUUUUUUCAGUUUGCUCUUAAAAUUGAUAUUGAACUGUAAUCAUGUUCUCUGUUUG